UCGACCGUUGGCCAAAUUCAACAUCAAACAACGCUCCAAGCUUCAACUGUUUACACAGCAACCAAAACCCCAACAACACCAAUCAACAUGAAAUUCUUCGCCGUCUGCUUCUUCGCUGUUGUGGCUGUGGCUGCUGCCAAGCCUGGCAUCCUGGCCGCUGCUCCUUUGGCCUACACCGCACCUGCUGCUGCUGUCGUCGGUAGCGCUGCCUAUGUGGCACCUUAUGCCUCCAGCUACUCGGCUCACCAGGUCGCCCACAGCGCCGCCUUCCCCGCUGCCUACACCGCACCCAUUGCCGCUCCCGUUGCUGCCGCCUACACUGCUCCAGUCGCCGCUGCCUACUCCGCACCCGUUGCCGCCGCUUACACCGCUCCAGUUGCCGCUGCUUACACCUCUCCCCUGACCUACAGCGCACCUAUUGCCCGCUAUGCUGCUGCUGCUCCUCUGGCCUACAGCGCGCCCCUGGCUGCACCCAUCGCUGCUCCCGUGCUGCUGAAGAAGUAAAGCGCAAAUAUGUGACCAUUUGUUGAGAUCCUGUGUAAAUAAAGAUUUCUAGAUAUGCUCGAAAA
Messenger RNA from Drosophila albomicans, 569 nucleotides. RefSeq names its product vitelline membrane protein Vm26Ab-like. Lineage: Eukaryota; Metazoa; Arthropoda; Insecta; Diptera; Drosophilidae. The coding region runs from base 88 to 504 and encodes 138 amino acids. The transcript has 2 exons. The record is from RefSeq and is a predicted model, not a curated record.